This is a messenger RNA of Lacerta agilis (Sand lizard), 4529 nucleotides long. It is a transcript of the gene XPC, whose product is annotated as XPC complex subunit, DNA damage recognition and repair factor. Gene Ontology annotation, cellular component: XPC complex; nucleotide-excision repair factor 2 complex; cytoplasm. Gene Ontology annotation, molecular function: single-stranded DNA binding; damaged DNA binding. NCBI's taxonomy places the organism in Eukaryota, Metazoa, Chordata, Lepidosauria, Squamata, Lacertidae. Gene Ontology annotation, biological process: mismatch repair; nucleotide-excision repair. The record is from RefSeq and is a predicted model, not a curated record.
ACGUCAGGAAGGAGGAGCGACGCAAGCUGCCAGCCCAGCAUCGCGCGGGGCCACUUGCGAGAGAAAGGGAGAACAACAGAUGCAACAACCCUGCUCCCCGUGUUGUUUUUAAGCCGCCGCCUUCCGCAGAUAGUGUUUCCCACCCUCCUGUUUUGGCUUUUCUCCUUUGUGUCUCCAUCCGCGCCUGCCGGUGGCUUCUCUCGCGGGCUUCUCUCUCUCGCCCUUCUCCCGCUGCUCCUCCAGGCCGAUUUGCCGUGGAUCAGGAUGGCUAAGAAGCGCAAGGGGGUCGUGCAGCUGCCGGGGGUGGGCAAGAAGCUCAAGGGAGAAGUUGCAGCCUCCGCCUCCUCCUCCUCCUCCGGUCCUAAAACGCAGCAGCAGCAGCAGCAGCAAGAGGAUGAUUUUGAAGAGGAAAAACCCAGUCAGAAGAAAAGGUUGCCCAAAACAGCUUCUGGAAAAAAGAAGGAAAAGGAACGGGAGAGGGAAAUCUUUCAACCACCAUGCAGAAAUUCGAAUCAGAAAGGACCAAAGCCCAAAGUGAAAGAGGAAAAGAAUAAAGUGGCAGAAAGUAAAGGGUCUUGUAAAAAAAGGGUAAAAUGCAGUGGUCAGCAGAGCACUCCUCUAAAGAAGGAAACAAAUGCAAAAAAAGAAUCUCCCGUCACAAAGAGAGCAAGAGAUGAAGAAGAAGAUGGUGAUGAUGAUGAUGAAGAUGAUGAAAGUGAGGAUGAGUGGGAAGAUGUGGAAGAACUUCAUCAACCUGAGAUAGAGAUACUCAAAGAACUUCCUGCACCGGCGUUGCCCAACAAAACAGUUGAGAUAGAAAUUGAGACACCCGAGCAGGCGAAGAAAAGAGAGAGAAGAGAGAAAAGGCAGGCCGAGUUUGAGACGUAUCUGCGGAGAAUGAUGAAGCGCUUCAACAAGGGAGUUCAUGAAGACACACACAAGGUCCACCUAUUGUGCCUGUUAGCCAAUGGCUUCCAUAGAAACAGGAUCUGCUCUCAGCCGGAUCUCCAGGCGAUCGGCCUCUCUAUCAUCCCCACUCAUUUUACUAAAGUGCCUGCGGGCCGCGUAGACCGCCUGUUCCUGUCAAAUCUUGUGAAGUGGUUUGUUGCGACUUUCACUGUCAACGGGGAGCUCUCUGAUAAUGAAGAAAGUUGGCAGUCCACCCUAGAGAGGCGUUUUGCUGUGUAUGCUGCACGAGAUGAGGAGGAAUUGGUUCAUAUAUUUUUACUCAUUCUGCGAGCGUUGCAGCUACUGUGCCGCCUUGUGUUGUCUCUGCAGCCCAUUCCUCUGAAAGUGCCGACGGGAAAGGGAAAGGCCACCUCCUCCAAGAAGCGCUCUCUCAGUGCAGUUUCCGAGGAAUCGGAUGGCUCUGCCAAAAAGCCUAAACGUGCCUCGAAAAAAUGUGCAGGGCCUGUUAAGGCCAAGCCGGAGGCAGGCCAAGAGAAGGUCCUGUCAAGGAGCCAGGAAGCUGACAGGAAAUCAGCCCCAACAGGAGCCAAAAGGACAGUAAAUAAACCUACUGCACUCAGGAGUUCUCAUGAAGAAGAACCUGGUGUGAGCAACCUGAGGGAAAAGGGAGGGUUGGGGAGGACCAAAAAUGACCGCCUACGAAAAGUGGCUUCAAAAGUGUCAUAUAAAGAGGAGAGUGGCAGCGAUGAUGGCAGAGAUUCUGAAUUCCAUGCUUCAGAGGAAGACGAGGAUGAAAGUAGCAUCUCUGGAGACUUCGAAACUCCCAAGAGGAAACAGAGGUCGUCACUAGGGACCCCAAAAGCAAAAGCAGCUCUUAACAGCAGGCGGAAGUCUGGGCCUGCGGUGCUGAAUGUACCCAAGAACUCUCGGACGGUUGAGAGUUCGCUGGGGGAAGCGGCUACCCCAGGCUCUUCAAACCCCUCAAAGAAAAGGAACAAAAUAAUUUCUAGCGAUGAGGACGAAGGAGGCAAUGUGGGACCAGGUAAACAGAGGGGCACUGACCAGUGGCUGGAGGUUUUUUCUCGAACGGAGGACAAGUGGGUCAGUGUGGACUGCGUCCAUGGCACCGUUGGGCAGCCUCUGCUGUGCUUCAGACAUGCCACAAAGCCAGUGUGCUACAUCAUCGGCAUUGAAAACGGGUGCGUCAAGGAUGUGACACAAAGAUACGACACGGCGUGGAUGACGUCAACAAGGAAGUGCCGCGUGGAUGCCGAAUGGUAAGACACUUUGGAACCGUACAGAAGCCCUUUUGUGGAGCGAGAGAGAAAGGAAGAAAGGGAGUUUCUAGUUAAACUUCAAGAACAGCCCCUCCCUACAGCCAUUGGUGAAUACAAGAACCACCCGCUUUAUGCCUUGAAGAGGCAUCUCCUUAAAUACGAAGCCAUCUAUCAGACAGCUGCUAUACUAGGGUAUUGCCGUGGGGAGGCUGUUUUCAGGUGAGAGUCAUCUGCCAGAGACUGUAUUCAUACGCUGCACUCCAAAGACACCUGGUUGAAGCAAGCUCGAGUGGUCAGGAUUGGCGAGGUGCCUUAUAAGAUGGUUAUAGGCUACUCCAACCAAGCGAGGAAAGCACGGAUGGCAGAACCAGCAAACAGAGACAAAAAGGACUUGGCUCUGUUUGGUCUCUGGCAAACGGAGGAAUAGCCCCCUGUUGCUGUGGAUGGAAGGGUUCCCCGGAAUGAAUUUGGGAAUGUGUAUCUCUUCCAACCCAGCAUGUUGCCCAUAGGCUGUGUGCAGCUAAAGCUUCCCAUCCAUAGAGUGGCGCGUAAAUUGGAUAUUGACUGUGUCCCAGCUGUUACUGUUGAUUUUCAUGGUGGCUACUCGCACCCAGUCACCGAAGGUUAUGUGAUCUGCGAAGAGUACAAAGAAGUGCUUGUUGCAGCGUGGGAGAACGAAGAAGCCGAGAGAGAGAAGAAAGAAAAGGAGGUGGGAAUCACUCUGAGAGUUGGAGCAGCAGGAACUGACACUGCCAGAAAUUGGCAGCGUUACAGAUCUAAUACAGAAGCUGAGAAGAGAGUCCUGGGGAACUGGAAAUUGCUGACAAAAGGGCUUCUGAUCAACGAGAGACUGAAGAGACGCUACUCUACUAAGAAUGAGGCAGCAGGAGCAAUGGUGACUCCGGGAGGAGGGUUCUCCUCUGAUGAGGAUGAAGGAGGCGGAGAACCAAGCUCAGAGACACCAGCUGGGGAUGUGGAAGUUUCUUGGCCCCAAAAUCGGCAACUGGAACAAGAGAAGGAGGGUGGGAAAAGGACUAGAAAGAGCAAGAGGGAAAAGAAAGCUGAAGCAAAAUACUUGUUCCCAUUUGAGAAGCUGUAACUGGAAGCAGCCACUGUGGCAAAGAAAAGAAGAGUCUUUUUUUAAUGAAACCAACUUGUAAAUAGCUUCAGGUUUAGGAAAUAAUAUUUUUUUAUUUGCUGCAAGAUGGGACGUUUUGACUCAAUAUGUUCAGAGAGCAAUUGUUUGUGUGUGAAAAUACUUCUGGCGAGAAUAAAUCAGGGAGUUCAUAGGAACCUUUUUAAGUCUUGGCCAUAAAAUACACAUUUUACUCCAUUUGCAGUUGCAAAUGUGGAUUGUGCCAAGUUGGCUAAAAGAGCUUAGAAUUAGGUAUGUUUUUAUUACCCUCUCUUCAGAGGAGUGAGCCUUGCUCCUUUGUAUUUGUGGAGUUACGAGGAACAGGCUGGUUUAGACCAGUUGUGGGGGAUUCUGUGACUCCCCAGAAGUAGCUGGGACUACAAAUCUCAUCAUCCUUGGCCCCUGACCUUGCUGGCUGGAGUUGCAGUCCAACAGGUUCCCCACCUCUAUCUUAGGUGCUAUCAGUCAAGACUCCUUGUGAAUGCUGUUUCCCCUUGAACAUUUUUGUAAUUCCUUGGUUAGUAGUGUCUCUUUCACUGUCCUCAUCCCUUCUGUUUGUCUGAAAGACGAUUUACACCUUCAAGCCAUUGAUGACAUACUUGGGCUUGAAGGUGGUGAUGUCCUUUGCUUGUAAAGAGUUUAAAACUUUUUUGGCUUCAGGAAAAGGUGCGGGCCACCCACAUUUUGGGCACAGUCCCCCAUGAAAUUUGCCAGGACAAGCAACACAGAAGCAAGUGGAGAGAGUGCCAGAAGAAAAACAUUUAUUGUGCUCUUGCACAUUUCCCCACUUAUUUCUAGAGAGCUUGUGCAAGAGACACAAAUGUGAACCUUUUUGCUAGUUAAAAAAGUAUGUAGGAACUUUGGGUAGAGGGACUUCUCAAGAAUCAUUUAGUUUUUUAUUUGUCUCUCUUCCUUCUGCAUCCUCAUAAUUAUAAGCCAUGUCUGUUUUGAGCACUGAACUGAAGUUACGAUGGCGCCCGUCUGAAACGGUCCGAGUGAGCACAAUAUAAACAGAACUGACAUAUAAGGAUAUAUGCUUGCAUUCUGCUGUUACUUAAUGAUCACUGGUCAAUGACUUGUUUGCCUCUUCUAUAGAGUGCUUUCACUUAUACACACUUUUUGCUACAAAAAAAUGUUAAUGAUACCACUUGACACAGCUUUAAAAAUUACACAUUUUUACUUGUCUGAAAAAUUUUGCAGGUUUUUUU